GUAAGCGAAAAAAAUAUUUUAAAUUUAAAUAGCUACCUGCAUUGUUUGUUUUAAAAACGGUAACUUAUCAUAAUUAAUUUGUUAAAUUUAUAGUGCCUUUAAUUUGUUCAUUUUCCAUUUUAUCUCACUGCACAAAAUACAAAAUGCCUAAGAAAUUUGUGGGGGAGAACAGCAAGGCAGUGGCGGCCCGGGCUCGCAAAGAGAAUGCCAAACAAGAAAAAGAUCAGAAGCUCAAAAAAACUAUAGAAGAUGCGGCCUGGCAGGAGGACGACGACAAAGUCAUCAAGAAGCAGCAGAAGAAGGAAGAGCAAGAGAAGAAGCGUCUAGAACAGUUGCAGAAGAAGGCAGAAGCCAAAGCUUUGUUGGAGAAAGAGAUGGAGUCCAUCAAGACGGCUCCAAAGGUGGCGGCACCGGCUCCCAAGAUUACUCGCGCUCAGAUCACGCAGAUGAAGGAGAAAACUAUCAAGCCCGAAGUAAAGCCUGUGCCUUCCAGAGUGGUGGUCGAGGAGCCGAAGCUAGAAGAGAAUCUCAACAGGAUCCAACUGGACGGAGAAGUGGCGCAAUCUGUAGAAGAGGCUAUUUCUGUGCUCAGUGACGCGAAGGCAGACAUAGACAAGCACCCUGAGAAGCGCCUGAAAGCUGCGUACACGGCUUUCGAAGAAGCCACCAUGCCGCAGCUGAAGGCUGAAAACCCUACCCUCCGCCUGUCACAGCUCAAGCAGCUGCUGAGGAAAGAAUGGCUCAAAUCGCCCCAAAACCCAUUGAACCAGAAGUUUUAAAGCGUAAAUUUUGGAGUGGCAACUGAACUGAUUAACAAUAUGAAUUUUAGGUGAGGUUUGGUGAGCAUGAGUUUAUGAAAUCCAAAAAAAACAUGAUUAUGUAGCUAUUACAAGACGUUUAUCUGUAGGAGUCAUUAAAUGUGUAAUACUAAAAUUAAUUUCGAAAUAUUUAAGUACCUAACAGUCAUUGUAUUAAAGCACUUUAAUAAUUUAAAUUCAAAACAUCUUUAUUGAUAGUAUGUAUAAAACAUUUUAUUAUUUAUAUCCCUUAUAGCAUCAGUCUUACACAGACUAUAAAUUUGUACCCUAAAUUGUAAAUAUUCCUUAAAUAAAUAAAAGAUAACAUAAAAAAUCA
This is a messenger RNA of Plutella xylostella (diamondback moth), 1134 nucleotides long. Its product is annotated as coiled-coil domain-containing protein 124-B. Gene Ontology annotation, molecular function: transcription coactivator activity. Lineage: Eukaryota; Metazoa; Arthropoda; Insecta; Lepidoptera; Plutellidae. Gene Ontology annotation, biological process: transcription by RNA polymerase II. Gene Ontology annotation, cellular component: nucleus. The record is from RefSeq and is a predicted model, not a curated record.